AGGACAUACAUGACAUGAUAGCAAGUCACACUUCCCAUAAGGCAUCUGUCAAAGCAAAAAACAAAGGGUUAUCACCAAUCACCAUUAUGAGCUUUGUUAUACAAGUGAAGGACAGUGAAGACCGAGUUAACUCAGUCUCCUCCCCCAAGUUAAAUUUCUCGGCGAUGAAGCUGUUUAAUCGUUUCCGUAAGGUUCUUAUGCGGCUGGUGUUUUCAGGCAAGUCAAAUAUGGGCGGCGGCGGUGCCUGUAAGGAAAAGAACUGUGAGAGGUUCGAGCCACCGAAGACUUCAUGUAGCUCUUAUUAUUCUUCACAUUCGCAUUACAGUGAAGCCAUUGCGGAUUGUAUUGAGUUCUUUAAUAAGUCAGCAGCACAAGAAGGGAUUUCGGAUGGUCGGAGAUCUGAUGUUUUGGUUUAAUCUUUCGAUGUUUUCAUGCUGUUCUUCUUUAUUAUAAG
Messenger RNA from Gossypium raimondii (Peruvian cotton), 454 nucleotides. RefSeq lists its product as uncharacterized. Bases 15 to 416 code for a protein of 133 amino acids. The transcript has a single exon. The record is from RefSeq and is a predicted model, not a curated record. NCBI's taxonomy places the organism in Eukaryota, Viridiplantae, Streptophyta, Magnoliopsida, Malvales, Malvaceae.